GAAAUCUUCCCAAGUGAAUUGGAUUAUUAAUCAAGUUAAUCCGUUAAAGUAGCAUGUUUUAGGAUUGAAAUUGUAAUUGUAAUAAAUUAACAAGGAAGUAUUAUUUGUAGGUGACAUUUGAAAGUCAAGUACCAAUAUUUUCAUAGUUAAAAGUGAGAGCAUUAUGAUAUAAUUCGAUAAAAAUAUUACAUAAGAUUGCAUUAAAAUCAUUAUGUAAUAUUUUGUUGUAAAAGUUGUGAAGGGUUUACUACACCUGCAGAAUUUGCCCUUACAUGCUUAUUUUAUUUCUAUAUUUGGCGAUUACCACAAAAAUGAUCCCAAGUAUAUUAAGGAGUUAAGCAGUAUUUCGUUAUUUAGAAUAAGACUUACAUUAUAUUUUUGUCAGAAUUGUACUUCAAGUACAUUAAUUUUAUUUAUUCCUAAUUUAGUGUACUUAAAACAUUUUUAGUACAAAAUGAUAAUAGCAGCAAACCUAGUGUUACUUUUUAAAGCACAAAAAGGCAAUGAAACAGAAAAUAAAUAUGAAGAUGUCCUUCAUAAAAAUGGUUUUAAAACAGAACAAUUAAAGUCGAUAGAUUUCAAUUUUAUCAACUUAGAUAAACUACAAGAAAAAUUAAUGAAUCCUGAUGCAUACCAAGGAAUUAUUUUUUCAAGUCCUCGAUGUGUAGAGGGUGUUGCAAAGGCUUUAAAAAGGUCCAAGCUAAAUACCGAGUGGAAAAAUAAGCACAAUUAUGUAGUAGGAGAAAUGACUUAUAAAUGUGCUUUUGAAGAUCUUGGAUUAGAUUGUAUGGGAAAAGACUCUGGAAAUGGCGAAAAAUUGUCUGCAAUUAUAAUAAAGGAUGUUAGUAUGCAAGACAGCAGACCGUUUUUGAUGCCUUGUGGCAAUUUGAAAACAGAUACAAUAGAAACUCGUCUAAAUGAAUUUAAAAUACCUACAGAAGCUGUAACUGUGUAUGAAACGAUUACCAAUCCAAAUUUUGCGCGAGAAUUUUCUAAUGUUACAGAUGAUUUUGAAAAAAUUCCUGAAUUUAUGGUUUUCUUCAGUCCUUCUGGAGUGAAAGCAUUUUCUAAUUGUCUAGCAGGAAAGUUUAAACAUUACUUAAACAGUAUAAAGUUUAUAUCAAUUGGACCUACAACAAGUAAAGCAAUUUUAGAUGCAGGUCUCCCAAUUUAUGGUGUCGCCAAAAAGCCUAAUCCUGAAGAACUUUUAAAGGCAAUACAACAAAACGAAAUGCAGUAAUAUAUUAUCAAGUUUUCAUGUAAUAUGUUGUAUUAUAUUAUAUUUUCUAACUAAUAUACAAAAAGUAUAUAAAAGUCAUAGCUGGGUAAAUAUUGUUUACCUGCCUUUGCGGCAAUUUUUGGUGAACGUACUUAUCCCCUAAAUAAUGAACUAUGCUUACCUUGUUAAGCCGUUUAUAAAUAUUAUUGUAUAUAUAAUAUAUUUCUGUAUAUAUUACCUAAGUUUGUUGCUGAAAAAAAUAAACAUUUAUGUACCACUCUGUUA
Molecule: messenger RNA, 1504 nt
Organism: Agrilus planipennis (emerald ash borer)
Lineage: Eukaryota; Metazoa; Arthropoda; Insecta; Coleoptera; Buprestidae
Product: uroporphyrinogen-III synthase
Exons: 3
Coding region: 455-1240 (261 amino acids)
Biological process (GO): uroporphyrinogen III biosynthetic process
Molecular function (GO): uroporphyrinogen-III synthase activity
Source: RefSeq, a predicted model, not a curated record